Molecule: messenger RNA, 1756 nt
Organism: Brassica rapa (field mustard)
Lineage: Eukaryota; Viridiplantae; Streptophyta; Magnoliopsida; Brassicales; Brassicaceae
Product: squamosa promoter-binding-like protein 11
Cellular component (GO): nucleus
Molecular function (GO): DNA binding
Source: RefSeq, a predicted model, not a curated record
GGAUUCCCCUUUACAUCGUGUGUCUUGUCAAUUUGCUGGUUUGACACUCUCUGGGCCAACUUCAUUAAAUGCCACUUGUUAUAUAGUGAGAGCAUAAGAACGUUGCCAUGGAAAGGAACACCCUUUCUUCUUCCCCUCUUUGUUGUUAUGUUUGAAAUAAGCUGAGUGCUUGAUAAUUGACAAAGCUUGUUCUACUGAUAGUUGUAGGGUGUCUUCUAUAUAUAAGUUAGUUGUUUGGCUAGUUUUUCUUUUUUUUCAUGUAUUUUUCUUCUUCUGCAGUGUUGGUGGUAGGUCUAUGAUAUCUAUCAUACAGUUUGAAUGGACUGCAACAUGAGAUCUCCGUUUCUGUGGGACUUGGAGAAUUUGAUCUUGCCCAACUCGUCAAAGACUGAAAAUGACAAAGACCAGCUCACAACAGCUACCGAGUGGGAAACUGAGAAGGGUGAAGGAAUUGAAUCUAUGUUUCCUUGUUUCAAUGGCCUCGAGAGAGUCAGUAAUUGCUCUACCACCAGUCUCUGGCACACUCCUGUGUCCAAAAGCUCACAGUCCACCUCCACCAACUCAUCUUCUCCCGGAGUCAAACAACGCAUGCUUGCAUCAGAAAGUUCCCCUGGAGAUUCUUGCUGCAACAUCCAGGUGAAGGCAUCUGUUGCCUCUGCUGAAUCGGACCUUUCUUUGAAACUAGGAAAGCGCACAUACUCUGAAGAGCUUUGGGGUAGAAGCAACAAUAAUGACAUUUCUGCUGUUUCUGUGAAGCUCUUGACUCCUCCAUCUGUUGUUUCUCGAAAGAAAUCUAAAUCAUCAUGUGGUCAGAGCAUGCAAGUCCCGCGUUGUCAGAUUGAUGGAUGUGAACUGGAUCUCUCAUCUGCUAAGGAUUAUCAUCGCAAGCAUAGAGUCUGCGAGAACCAUUCUAAGUGCCCCAAAGUCACUGUGAGUGGCAUUGAACGUCGAUUCUGCCAACAGUGUAGCAGGUUCCAUGCUGUGUCUGAAUUUGAUGAGAAGAAACGAAGCUGCCGCAAACGUCUUUCUCAUCAUAAUGCGAGGCGUCGCAAGCCGCAAGGAGUAUUUCCAUUUAAUCCAGAUAGGGUGUACGAUCGAAGACAGCAUACAAAUAUGUUGUGGAAUGGUUUGUCUCUAGAUACAAGAUCUGAAGAAAAGUUUGCAUGGGAAACCACCUAUGAUAUAAAGCCUACACAGACGGAGAGCGGCUUUACUCUGAGCUUCCAGAGAGGUAAUGGCUCUGAGCAGCAGCUGUUUGCUAGUAGCAACCACUCUUACUCUACUUAUCAAACCUCAGGCGGGUUAUCAGCAGGGAAGCCUAAGUUUCAACUUCAUGGCCAAGGUGUGGGAGAAUACUCAGGAGUCCUCCAUGAAUCACAAGAAUUCCACCGUGCUCUCUCUCUUCUGUCAACUUCUUCUUCUGAUCACCUGGUCCAACCACAUGCACAGCCACUUUCUCUACUCUUUUCAUAUGAUGGUGUACCAAAAUAGAUGAGUAAGUAGUGUGAGCUUUGUAAAACCAGUUUAGCUUCGGUUAGUGGAUACUAAUCAAAACCAAUCAGAACAACUUCAUACUGUCUGCAUUUGUAUGGCGACUUGGGCUGCUUUCUUAUUUGUAUCCUUGUUUGGUUACCAGUUAGUAACAAAGACAAUUGUCAACAAAACACUAAACAUUGAAUAUAUGGCAAAGAAUCUGUGUACUUUAGGAUGCUGUCUGCUGUAAUUGUUCUCUAAUUGAAAAUGUAGAAAGACAUGA